UCUCUCCCUCUCUCUCUCCAAAUAGAAAAACCUCUUUUAGUUUCAAUCUUCACCACAUGCACCCUAAGCCCGUCAUCUUCAAUUUCUCAAAUCCAUCACCAACUUCUUCGAUCCUGAUUCCUUCUUCCAUGAAUUGAAAACAAACCUCAACACCACUAGCAGCUUCAGCUUCCGUCAAACCCCAAAUCAUCAUCAUCAAAAAUGGACAAGUACGAGCUCGUCAAAGAUAUAGGAUCCGGCAAUUUCGGCGUCGCCCGCCUCAUGCGCAACAAAGAGACCAAAGAACUCGUCGCCAUGAAAUACAUCGACCGCGGCCUCAAGAUUGAUGAGAAUGUCGCCCGAGAAAUCAUCAACCACAGAUCACUACGUCACCCCAACAUCAUCCGAUUCCGGGAGGUGGUUCUGACUCCCACGCAUCUCGCUAUUGUCAUGGAGUACGCCGCCGGCGGUGAGCUCUUUGAGCGUAUUUGCAAUGCCGGAAGGUUCAGCGAAGACGAGGUCUCGUCUCCUUCGUUUACUUGGGACUCACUAUUAACACCAUCACACUUUGCAAUGUCCAGGCCUGAUUGUAUAUAUCGUGUUCUGAUUUUUUCGCAGGCUAGGUAUUUUUUCCAGCAGCUUAUCUCAGGUGUUAGCUAUUGUCAUUCCCUGCAAAUAUGUCAUCGGGAUUUGAAGCUGGAGAACACCUUGCUGGAUGGGAGCCCGGCUCCGCGGCUCAAGAUUUGUGAUUUCGGUUAUUCUAAGUCGUCUUUGCUGCAUUCAAGACCAAAGUCGACUGUGGGAACUCCAGCGUAUAUUGCACCUGAGGUUCUUUCCCGAAGAGAGUAUGACGGCAAGUUGGCAGAUGUAUGGUCUUGUGGGGUAACACUGUAUGUUAUGCUGGUGGGAGCAUAUCCAUUUGAGGACCAAGAAGAUCCAAAAAAUUUCAGAAAAACCAUUAAUCGAAUAAUGGCUGUUCAGUACAAGAUCCCCGACUAUGUUCACAUAUCUCAAGAUUGUAGGCAUCUCCUCUCUCGCAUUUUUGUUGCAAAUCCAGCAAGGAGGAUCACCAUCAAAGAAAUCAAGAACCACCCAUGGUUUUUGAAGAACUUGCCGAGAGAGCUCAUGGAAGCAGCUCAAACCAUGUACUACAGAAAAGAGAACCCAACCUUUUCACUCCAAACUGUUGAAGAUAUCAUGAAGAUAGUGGAAGAAGCCAAGAAUCCUCCCCCUGUUUCCCGAUCGGUUGGAGGCUUUGGCUGGGGAGGAGAAGAAGAUGGUGAUGCAAAGGAUGAGUUAGAAGAGGAGGGUGAGGAUGAUGAAGACGAGUAUGAAAAGAGAGUGAAAGAAGCACAUCAAAGUGGGGAAGUACGUGUUGUCUGAGAUGAUCAAUAUUGGAGAAGCCAAGAAGGUUAGUUUUUUCAGUGUCUAUGUAGCCGAGAAUGUUGUCAGGCUUGUAUAAACAGUCAGUUUCUGCUCUGGGGAUGGUGCUUGAAUAAACAAAUGUUCGUAAACAUACAGUGUGGUGCUAUGGAACAUACCUAAGUUUGUCCUGCGACUGUCUGUGAAUGUUUCAGUAUUAGCAUUUGUAGUUAAAAGAUUGUGAGUGAGUUGUUUGCCUUUGUUUUCCAGAAUUAAGGGAGGUGAGAGGAUUGGAGGUGUAAAAGUGUAUUCACAGAUUCUGGUACCCGAAUGUGGGUAACUAGAUGGUGGUUUGUUCAGUUAAAAUAUAAGUCAACACAUUUGUCAUGUAUAUUACUUCUUGUAAUAUUCUGAUUUUAUCCCCCAA
Molecule: messenger RNA, 1768 nt
Organism: Argentina anserina (silverweed cinquefoil)
Lineage: Eukaryota; Viridiplantae; Streptophyta; Magnoliopsida; Rosales; Rosaceae
Product: serine/threonine-protein kinase SRK2A
Exons: 7
Coding region: 202-1362 (386 amino acids)
Biological process (GO): intracellular signal transduction; protein phosphorylation
Molecular function (GO): ATP binding; protein serine/threonine kinase activity
Source: RefSeq, a predicted model, not a curated record